Molecule: messenger RNA, 2436 nt
Organism: Schistosoma mattheei
Lineage: Eukaryota; Metazoa; Platyhelminthes; Trematoda; Strigeidida; Schistosomatidae
Source: the annotation of a GenBank genome assembly
AUGCCUGCAUACUCCUUCGACUACAAGUCCUACAUGACAAACAACCUGUUGGGACAUGACCAGGAUAUUCACUACAAAAUGUCUAAAAAGAUUGCACAAUUGACAAAAGUGGUUUGCAUGUUGAACUCACGUGGUGAGGAUUCUGUUGAUCUACUUAAGGAGACUUCCAAGCAACACGAGAAUGAAAUUAUCAAACUAAAGAGUUCCUAUGAACUGAAACUGAGAGAUUUAGAGCUUAGACUUGAAGAGGAGAAAGGAUUCGGGAACACCAUAGCCUUCUUAGAAAAGAGUAUUAGUGAAAAAGAGUUGGAAAUCAUCAACCUGGAAUCUAAAUGUAGUCAGCUAAUAAAUGAGCAUCAUUUAAAAGAAGAUAUGUUGAGAGUAAAACAUAGUGAAGAAAUAAUUAAACUACAACAGACUAUUGCUGAGCAUAAAGAAAAAUAUGAAAAAGAAUUAAAUACAAUUCGAUGUCUUGCUGAACAGUGGAAAUCUCACCAAUGUCCAAGCACAGAACCGAUUCUUAACGAGAAAUUGCAACUGGAAUGUGAAUUUCAAAGAUUACAAGAGAAGUAUUCAUCAUUAGAAACGGAAGUAGAAGAUAGAAUCAAAGCUCUUACAGAUACGUAUGAAUGUAAAAUCCAAGAACUUAUCAAAAAUAUUAAAGAUGAAGAAAAUAGAAAAGAAAAUGAACUAUUAGAAAUCAAUAAAAAACUUUUACAAGACUUAAAAAAUCAACAAUAUAUCUAUGAUCAAUCAAUUAUUAGAUAUAAUCAAGAAAAAAAUGAAUUAAGCAAUUUUAUAAAACAUAAUACAGAAAUUAAUUUAAACAAUAUUUGGCAAGGUCGAUUAAAUCAAGAAAGAGAAGAAUUUCAAAUAGAAUUAUCAAAAUUACAUAAAUUAAAUGAAGAAAUCAAGUAUAAUUUAGAGAAUCAUAUUGAAAGUUCAAAAGUAAAAUAUGAUAAACUUAAUGCAGAAUAUAUAAAUUAUCAAAAGGAAACAAAAUUAGAAUAUGAAAAAUUUCAUAGAAAAAUUAUUGAUUUACAAUUAAUUGAAGAGAAUUUAAAGAAAGAAUUAAUUAUAAAAAAUGAUGAACAAAUGAAUUUAGAAAAAGAAAGGAAUAUGAAAUAUUUACAAUUAAAAAAAGAAUAUGAUGAAUGUUUGGAAAAAAUAAAGAUAACUGAAGCUCAAUUAGAAUCCAAAAACGAAAAUCAGCUUGACAAACAAAACUUAAUUUUAAACUCCAAAUAUGAAGAUGUUCAACUGAAAUUGAAAGAAUCAAGAAAGUUAAUAAAAGAGAAUUUCACAGUCAAAUUACGAAAUUUAAAAGGGGUAUUUGAAAGUUCUCUAUUGAAUAUUGAACAAAUGAAAAUGAAUUUAUCUCAUGUUACUAUGCUUUUAAAACAAGAAAUAAAAAUAAAAUAUGAAAAUUUAUUAAAUCAAAAAAUGAUUGAUUUACGUAAAACAUUAUACAAUGAAAUUGAACAAAAAAUAAAUAAGGAAAAAGAAUCUACUAUUAGAAACAUUACAAUAGUAAAACAAAAUGAGAUUGAACAACUUCAACAAGUAAAUAAGGAAUUAAAGUUGAAACUUACUAAACAAAAUCAAGAAUAUGAAAAUGAAUUAGAGAAAAGUUCAAGAUUUACCGAUUUAGUUGCUGAACUUGAUCGUAAAUGGUCUGAAACUGUAGGUCGUGAAUGUGCACGUAAAAAUAAUAAUGAAAUGAAGAAUUUUGCAAUGAUUGAUUCGAGUACAGAAACUGAUCAAAAAUUAUAUGUUGAACAAAGUAAUUAUCAUAUAAAUGAAAAUGAAAUAGAUCAAAAAACAAAAUAUGAACAGGAAAUUAAACGAAAACAAAUUGAACUGGAAAAAGCUCAAAUCAAUUAUGAUAAAUUACUUGAAGAAUUUAUUCAAUCUCAGACAGAUUUUCAACAGAUACAUGUUAAACUUAAAAGUCAGUUAAAAGAUGAGCAAUUGGCAAAUGAAGAAAAACUAAGUUUAAAAGAAGAGGAAUUAAAAAAUCAUUUUAAAAAUGAAUUACAAACAAUGAAACAGUUAUAUGAAAAUAUAAGAUCAAAAGAAUAUAAUGAAUUUAUACUUGCUCAAAAUAUUCUUAAAUCUAAAAUACAUGAAUUACAUCAACGUUUAUUAGGAUGCUCUUGUAAAUCAUCAACAAUACUGAAACAGAUAAAAAAUAGUAGAUUAUCAGCAAAUAGUCAAUUAUUACCAGAGAUUACUAUGAGUAAUAAACAAGAUUUUGUUUUUGAUACUUUAUCCACUUCAUCCUUAUCGUCAUUACCAGCACUAGGAACUCUGUCAGAACCAAAAUUCAUUUAUAAUCUACUUUCUGAUCAACUAUCUUCACAAAUUAAUGAAAAUCAUCGUUUGAUAAAUGAAAAUAAAGAAGAAAAGUUUCAUUUGCCUACAUUAACUACCUAA